AUGGAGUCUGCCAGAGAGAAAUACAUGCUCACCGUGAGUGCCAAACAAUUUUGGGAAUUGAACAUAUGUGUAAGUUGCACAAAGCCUUUGGACUCUACGUCAAAAUUGUUGAGUUGCCUUCAUGGCGUAUGCAAUCAAUGUAUUGAUUUAGAGAAAUCAGGUAAUUUCGUAUGCGAUUGUGGAGUGGUUUCUGGCAUUUCAAACAGACUUAUAAAUUAUACAUUAUUUUGUGAACAGUUUGAUGAAAGUAUAUUAAGAAAUAAUUACAUGGAAGAAAAAUACCAAAAAGAGAAAUAUGGUCAAUACAUAACGAAAGCCCCAUGUCCAAAUUGUGAUGAUAAAUACAUUGAGGCAUAUUGUACUAUAUGCAAUGAAUUGCAUUGUGCACUGUGCCAAUUAGUGGGACAUAGAUCUCACCAUUGUAAAACAUUAGGCAGAGUUAUGGCGGAGAUCCGUUUAAAUUUAAUGAAAAAAAAUGUUGAUUUAUGUGAAAAAUUAAAUUUUGCUAAUCAAGUAAAAUCAUGCAUAAAAUCAAAUAUAAAUAGAACACGGAAUGGUGAAAUAAAAAAGGAAUACAAAAAAAAAUGA
Messenger RNA from Macrosiphum euphorbiae (potato aphid), 588 nucleotides. The record is from the annotation of a GenBank genome assembly. Lineage: Eukaryota; Metazoa; Arthropoda; Insecta; Hemiptera; Aphididae.